Molecule: messenger RNA, 2036 nt
Organism: Scomber japonicus (chub mackerel)
Lineage: Eukaryota; Metazoa; Chordata; Actinopteri; Scombriformes; Scombridae
Product: sorting nexin-6
Exons: 14
Coding region: 351-1463 (370 amino acids)
Molecular function (GO): phosphatidylinositol binding
Source: RefSeq, a predicted model, not a curated record
GAGGUUGUAAGGCUAGCAGCUAGGGAACUGAUUGGACCGUUAGGCCCCCUUUUCCUGUGUGGGUGUGGUGAAGUGCCUGAAUUACUGACUAACACACCAUUUACUCCCCUUUUGCCCUGCGCCAGCACUUUAGGUUUGGCACUGUUUUACUCCAUUUUUCAUAGGACCAGUGUGCACUUUGACCCAUAGGAUAUCCUGUGCCUUCUCAGCAGUUGCAGUGGGAGCGCACUAAAACCAACAGACAAAAGAUCUUUACAGCUUUAAGCAGUUUUAUCACGAUAAAGGGAGAUUUAAGCAUUCUACAAAGCAAAUUAAAGACAGACUGGAAACAUUUACUCCUAAGCUUGACAAUGAUGGAAGAGGUGAAAGAAGUGACACCUACUUUGAGUGUCCUUGGUGAUAACAUUAAAGUUACAGAGGUGCUGAAAGACGGGGAAACACUUACCUUCCUAAUUGUAUCUCAAAAGCUGUCUGGGACAGGGGAGUACCAUGUGGACCGGACCUAUGAUGAUUUUGAAUGGCUACAGCAGCACCUGUUCUCCCAGGAGGACCUGCCUGGGAUACAGGGAGUCAUAUUUCCUCCUCUCCCUGCAAAGGCUCAGGUGAAUGCAUCUGUAAAGGUUAUGAAACAACUUGGCUUCCUUGGUUUGGGAGAGUGGCAGCCAUACCGUAUAGCACUACAAACAUUCCUGCGACAGGUUGUUGCACACAGCAUACUUAGCAAAAAUAAAGCUGUGGAGAUCUUCCUUACCAGCUCAGACCCUCCAGGCAGACAGAGAGCAAGGAAAAACAUUUUCAACCGGCUGACUCAAGCUGUGGGAGAGAUGAGAAAAGAAGGCCAUAAGGAUGUGGAUGACUUCUUUCAAAAUGAACGUGAUCAUAAUCUUGUACUAACUGGUUGUACCAAGAAUGCAGCAGAGAGAUUCCUGGAUGUGGUACAAACCGAGCAAAAAAUAGCAGUGGCCUGUGGGCACUUCUCAGCUGCUCUGCAUCUCUGUGUGGAACCAGGGGAGGAUCCUGACAAACAGGCUUUCUCUAAGAUGUGUGUGAAAUUAUCAGAUGUCUUUGAAUCUAUGAAGAACAACAUGACAAGUGUUGCUGAGAACAAUGUGAGCACUCUUGGGCUCGGUCUGGACCUGGAAUCACGCUACCAGGAGGCUCAGAAGGAAAUGCUUUUCAGAAGAAUCUGUAAACUGGUGGAGUUGGAGACAUCCAGAAGGAACGCAGAGAAGGCCAAACCUGUUAAGAAGGCUGCUUUGGAGGAGGUGAAGAAAGCAGCAGAGACAGAGUUUGAGCACAUCUGUGGAGUGGCUAAACAGGAGAUUGCACACUUCCAGGGUGCACGUGUGAAGAUGUUGCAGCAGGCUCUGGUUCAGUGGUGUGAACAGCAGCUUCAUACAGCCAGGGAGAGUGCUGAACAGUUCAACCAGCACCUACAAGCCUUCAGAGCAAUGGCCUAUUGAUCCCACUAGCACUCUCUUAAUGAAGCAUCUCCAGUAUGUUUUGACAUAGCAUGGGGUCAUCCAAAUGUCUCUGACCCUGUGUGCUUGCUGUAGCCUCAUUUAUUUGAUUGCAAAUGGAAUCUAGUGUAAAUAGAGAAAUUUAAGAGAAGUGAGAAGAACACAAACAUACACACUCCCACACACGUUAUCUCAUUCUUUCUCAUUGCUCUAAAGCCCCUGUGGAAAUGAUGGUUUUGAUAUCUUAGCAGUUGUCACCUGGUAACACCAUUGUAUUGUGUUGAGUGUUUAUUUGUACUGAACUACUCUCAAACAUUUGUGCUGAGAUGGUAUUGUGCUGCUCUGCUCUCUAGCCACUACUUCAACUGGGGUCACGCAAAAUGAAGUGUGAUGAAUUGAUUCCCAAAGUACCUGCUUGCCUUUGUGUGUGUUUCUUACUCUAGGAUCAUUAAUCAGUUGAUUUGAGCACUCCUGCAAGGGCAUGGCAACAAGGACACACUGUGCUCGAUUUUUGUUUGGCUUUUGAAACUAUUCUGGCUUUGUAUAUAUCUGCCAGGAUUCUCUCUUAAAAUCAUU